This is a messenger RNA of Saimiri boliviensis boliviensis (Bolivian squirrel monkey), 1555 nucleotides long. RefSeq names its product retinaldehyde binding protein 1 (gene RLBP1). Gene Ontology annotation, molecular function: phosphatidylinositol bisphosphate binding. Lineage: Eukaryota; Metazoa; Chordata; Mammalia; Primates; Cebidae. Gene Ontology annotation, cellular component: membrane. The record is from RefSeq and is a predicted model, not a curated record.
GAUGCACCUCCAGCCAGGCCCCGGCCUCUCCCCUCUCCCCUCUCUCUCCGGGUCUUCCUUUGCCCCACUCCGGGCCUCCUGUGAGCCCGAUUUAACGGAAACUGUGGGCGGUGAGAAGUUCCUUAUGACACUAAUCCCAACCUGCUGACCGGACCACGCCUCCAGUGGAGGCAACCUCUAGAGCUCCAGGACAUUCAGGUACCAGGUAGCCCCAAGGAGGAGCUGCCAACCUGGCAGGGAACAGCCAAGGCUCAGGUUAAACCACACAGCCUGCAAGUGAAAAAGAGGAAGUGGAACCCAGGUCUGACUUCCGCGCCGCAGCGGGCUGCCUCUUGGUGCUGACAGGAAGUCACAGCUUGGCCCUGACUUUCUCUCCUAGGAAAGGGGCUGACUGGAGAGGCCAGGACAGAGAAAGCAGAUCCCUUCUUUUUCAAAGGACUCUGUGUCUUCCAGAGGCAAUAUGUCAGAAGGGGUGGGCACAUUCCGCAUGGUCCCUGAAGAGGAGCAGGAACUCCGUGCCCAGCUGGAGCAGCUCACAACAAAGGACCAUGGACCCGUCUUUGGUCCGUGCACCCAGCUGCCCCGCCACACCUUGCAGAAGGCCAAGGAUGAGCUGAAUGAGAGAGAGGAGACCCGGGAGGAGGCGGUGCGCGAGCUGCAGGAGAUGGUGCAGGCGCAGGCCGCCUCCGGGGAGGAGCUGGCUGUGGCCGUGGCGGAGAGGGUGCAGGACAAGGACAGCGGCUUCUUCCUGCGCUUCAUCCGCGCGCGGAAGUUCAACGUGGCCCGUGCCUAUGAGCUGCUCAGAGGCUAUGUGAAUUUCCGGCUGCAGUACCCUGAGCUCUUUGACAGCCUGUCCCCAGAGGCCGUCCGCUGCACCAUUGAAGCUGGUUACCCUGGUGUCCUAUCUAGUCGGGACAGGUAUGGCCGAGUGGUCAUGCUCUUCAACAUUGAGAACUGGCAGAGUCAAGAAAUCACCUUUGACGAGAUCUUGCAGGCAUAUUGCUUCAUCCUGGAGAAGCUGCUGGAGAAUGAGGAAACUCAGAUUAAUGGCUUCUGCAUCAUCGAGAACUUCAAGGGCUUCACCAUGCAGCAGGCCGCCAGUCUCCGGACUUCGGAUCUCAGGAAGAUGGUGGACAUGCUCCAGGAUUCCUUCCCAGCCCGGUUCAAAGCCGUCCACUUCAUCCACCAGCCGUGGUACUUCACCACGACUUACAACGUGGUCAAACCCUUCUUGAAGAGCAAGCUGCUUGAGAGGGUCUUUGUCCAUGGGGAUGACCUCUCUGGUUUCUACCAGGAGAUCGAUGAGAACAUCCUGCCAUCUGACUUCGGGGGCACGCUGCCCAAGUAUGAUGGCAAGGCUGUUGCUGAGCAGCUCUUUGGCCCCCGGGCCCAAGCUGAGAACACAGCCUUCUGAGGACAUCUUCUGCCAGCUGAACUGUAGUUAGCAUCCCUGGGCCUCUGAGCUGUCCCAGACCCAAGGCUAAGAAAGGGCUGCUUGAAAUGAUUGCGGUCCCUCUGGAGCUCCCUAAGCCUGAGUGAGCUCAGGGGUAACCCU